This is a messenger RNA of Salvia hispanica, 834 nucleotides long. The record is from RefSeq and is a predicted model, not a curated record. Lineage: Eukaryota; Viridiplantae; Streptophyta; Magnoliopsida; Lamiales; Lamiaceae.
UCAAUUUAAAUUUUGAACCCUAAUUUCACAAAUCCUCAAUUUCUUUCUCUAAUUGGAUCGCGAGGGAUAUACUUUGGUUCAGCAGAAAGAGGGGAAAAUCACAUUAGGUUUCAAUUUGGGGGAAUGGCAUCCGAGAAGAAACCUUCAGAGGGCAUAGCGUUGCUCUCGAUGUACGGCGACGAAGAUGAUGAGAUGGAAGAAGUCGAUGAGGAAGUAGAAAAUAUCGACGAAGGUGGAAUUCCCCUUCCGGCGUCGGAUUCCGUCGCCGUGAACGAUAACGAUGGUAUUGCAGAUUACAGCAAGGAAGAGAGUGGUCGAUUCAACGGCUACACUCCUCCAGCUUCCGCCACUCCACAGCAAACGAUCUUCUCGCCCCAAGAGCGGCUACAAGCGCAGCAGUUCGGUUCGGAUUUGAAUAAUGUUCAGAGCCAAAAGAGUCGGCCGACUAUUGUGGAUUAUGGCCAUGAAGAGGGCGCGAUGUCUCCAGAAGCAGAGGAAGGUCAAAUAAAGGCGACUGGAACAGUAAUGUACGGGGAGCAGCUUCAAAGCACUGAUGGUGAAUCACUAGAAAAAAAAUCACCAGGUAUGGUGCGGCUUCCUACGCCUAGCACUCAAGCUGCUACCCCACAAUCAUUGGAACCAGAUCAGCCUGAAACAGAUGCCAUGGAUUAUGCUACAAAUGAAUCAGAAGCUGCAGGGACUGAGGAUGCUGUUAUGGUUUCUGUUGAGGAUCAAAAGAAUAUUGAUCCAUUAGAUAAAUUUCUGCCCCCACCUCCCAAGUCCAAAUGCUCAGAAGAACUGCAAGUAAGCGCUCUAACUGAAGAAAAAAAUUGA